Messenger RNA from Peromyscus eremicus (cactus mouse), 2371 nucleotides. It is a transcript of the gene Msantd7, whose product is annotated as Myb/SANT DNA binding domain containing 7. NCBI's taxonomy places the organism in Eukaryota, Metazoa, Chordata, Mammalia, Rodentia, Cricetidae. The record is from RefSeq and is a predicted model, not a curated record. The transcript is spliced from 2 exons. Bases 820 to 1905 code for a protein of 361 amino acids.
GUAGUACCGUCCUGCAAGACUAUAGUUGAGUAUCACUCCAGGGCACUAAUGUUGACCCAGUCAAGACAGAGAACAUUUCCAGAUCUAUGCCCUGGAAGCCGGUGAUGUUUCGAUUUGUUUCCUUUGUGCUACCCUGACUGUCAUUUAUCAUAUUAUGUACUUUUAUGUUAGCAGACCAGCUUAAGCUCAUUUUUCUGGCCUUGAAAGUUAAAUCCAUUUUGCAAGAAUUCAGUAGUGAGUCAGAUGGGUAACACAUACACACACCACAGUAAAUAAACCAAAGUUAGUAAAAGUCGAAUACUGUUCAUACGUACCACGAGACCACACAGCCCUGGUAGUACUUCUGUAGAGGUAGUUGCCUCAUGGUCGGGUUAUAUUCCUCCUCGGCCUAGCUACUUAACCAGACCACGGUCAUCUUUAUCAAGCUUGGUUAUAUCAGGCCUUAGCCUUGAGUGCAUUUAACCCUUUGUAAAAGAGCCGUUCCUUUUGUUACAAGCUGUUAAGCCCAUAGUCCAGUACUUCCUGUGAGUGGAUGAGUUCCCAGAGUCUUGGCCAUAUACCUCAGUGGCUUACACACAGGUAGCACUACUUAUCUUGCUGCCAGAAUGAUCCUUACACCUUCCCUAUCACUCUCAUUCCCCUGUGGCUUUCCAGCCAGAAGUGGUGUCCUCAGACCUGGCUUCUCAGCAGUUAGCCCUGAGAGGAAAGAACCGGCUGGCUCCUCCUGGAAAUAUGCUGAGAGCAUACAGAACUUCCCCACGCCUUCAAAAUUGUACCCUGCUGCCCAGGAGCUUGCUUCAGUAGCCUUCCCAGCCCACUAUGGCCACCACCAAUAGCAGUGCGGGCGUCCGUUGGUCCAGACAGGAGACACGAACUCUUCUCUCCAUACUAGGCGAGGCAGAGUACAUCCAACGCCUCCAGACUAUGCAUCAUAAUGCAGAUGUCUAUCAGGCCGUGUCUAAGCGGAUGCAGCAGGAAGGCUUCCGCCGCACCGAACGCCAGUGCCGCUCCAAGUUUAAAGUUCUGAAGGCAUUGUAUUUAAAGGCCUAUGUUGCUCAUGCCACAAGUAUGGGGGAUCCACCGCACUGUCCAUUUUAUGAUAUGUUGGAUCAGCUUCUUCGAAAUCAGAUAGUGACUGACCCAGACAACUUAAUGGAGGCUGCUGCCUGGGCCAAGCACUGUGAUCAGAAUUUAGUGGCCUCUGACACCCCAGGGGAAGAGGGAAGCAGCAUGCGGAAAUCGAAAAGGACUCAGGCAGCUGGUCACCAGCGUAUUUUGCAAACAGUUAAGGAAUCAGAUGAGGAUUGUCAGCUGAGAAUCAGUGAUCGGAUGCCAGAAGCCAGUGACCUUGAGGACUCCUGGGAUGACUCCUCGGGUGCAGGGUGCUCUCAAGGGACCCCCAGCUACAGCAGCUCCCACCACCUUUUCAGAGGUUCAGUUGCUCCCUGUCAGAGCAGCCCCAUGACCAGACUGGGUGUGUCGAGGGAAUUCAGUCCCUGCACCAGCACCAGCCGAAACCCUCUUGGGGCAGCCUCCACACCACAGCCUCCAGGCUCCUCUUCCAGAGUUGCUUUUAUCUCUGGUGGGGAUAGACUUCUGACCAGUGAGCCCCCUCCACGGUGGGCAAGGCGAAGAAGGCGCUCAGUGGCCAGGACCAUUGCAGCUGAGUUGGCAGAGAACAGGAGGUUGGCGCGAGAACUCUCCAAGAGAGAGGAAGAGAAGCUGGACAGGCUGAUUGCUAUUGGUGAGGAGGCCAGUGCCCAGCAAGACACUGCCAAUGAGCUGCGCAGGGACACUGUCAUCGCCCUCAGACGCUUGGCGACGGCGGUGGAAGAAGCAACUGGAGCUUUUCAGCUAGGGCUUGAGAAGUUGCUUCAGAGAUUGAUUUCAAAUACCAAAAGCUAGGAACUGGUUGAAUGGACCUGUUUUUCAGACUGUUACAAGCCCACAUCGAACAACUACCUUCUGGAACCCUGGCUCCCUUUCUGUCUUCAGAAAAAAAGAAUAGAUGAACUGCUGAUACGCAGAACGGUAGUGAGUUCCUUUUCCUAAGAUUCUCCACUAAUGGAAAGGCCUUGAGGAACGGAAGGGUGACCUAGUAGAAACCAGAAGGAACAAAUCCAUAGCUAGCUUGUCCUGGCUUCCUCCUCACUAGAGUGAGGCAAUCCUCUUUACCUCUCCAGCACUCUCCUCGUCUGUUGAGGGGCUCAGUAGUCACUCCUGCCUUGCCUACCUCACAGGGCUGUUGUGAGGAACAGGUGGCUUAUAGAUGUGAAAGGGUUUUAAAGUUUGGAAGCACUAGACACAUGCCAGUUAUCAAUGCAACUGCCCUUGGCGAAGGCGAAGCUGGGGAAGCAUAACCGUUUACAAC